This is a messenger RNA of Catharus ustulatus (Swainson's thrush), 4457 nucleotides long. RefSeq names its product WD repeat domain 19 (gene WDR19). The record is from RefSeq and is a predicted model, not a curated record. Bases 476 to 4120 code for a protein of 1214 amino acids. Gene Ontology annotation, molecular function: protein binding. Lineage: Eukaryota; Metazoa; Chordata; Aves; Passeriformes; Turdidae. Gene Ontology annotation, biological process: intraciliary retrograde transport; cilium assembly. The transcript is spliced from 33 exons. Gene Ontology annotation, cellular component: cilium; intraciliary transport particle A.
GGUCUCGAGUUGGAACUUUACUUGCUGUUGGAACAACAAAGGGAAAUCUACUCAUAUAUAACCAUCAGACUUCUCGCAAGAUUUCUGUUCUUGGUAUGGGCUGGCUUGAAACUACUCUGGCACAUGUGAAAGUGGAAUUUUGCUAAUAUACAUAGUUUCCUUUCCAGUUCUCUGUAUGAACAUGCAGGUAAAAAAUGUGGUCAUACUCAACUUUCACCUUCUAUUGUGGUGUACUCAGCACAGUGUUUUUAGAGUAUAUUAAGUUAUACAUAUAUCUAUAUCUAUCUAUAUAUAUAUGUAUACACACAAAUGCCUAAUACUGCCUUACUGACUCAUAGGGGACUUGUGUUACCUUUCUUGCAAAGGAUCUGUAUGGUUGUUCAUUUACUAAGUUACUCUUUCUUACUUGCUUAGGGUACCUCUGGGCAUAAAGACUGAGGAUGUAACACAAUCCCCAGAAAUGUGAUGCAAAGAAAUGGAAGAACAGGGUAAACACACUAAGAGGAUUACUUGUGGCUGUUGGAGUAUUGAAAACCUCCUUGCUUUAGGUGGUGAAGACAAAAUGAUUACUAUAAGCAAUCAGGAAGGGGAUACUAUAAGACAGACCUCAGUCAGCUCAGAUCCCAGUGACAUGCAGUUCUCAGUUAUGAAGACUGAUGAAAGAGUAUCAACCAGGGAAAGCACAGUAAGUAUAGUGGUUGGCAAGAAGACUCUCUUCCUUUUUAAUUUGAAUGAUCCUGAUAACCCAAUUGAUUUGAAAUUUCAGCAACCUUAUGGCAGUAUUGUGAGCUACAAAUGGUAUGGUGAUGGCUAUAUUAUGAUUGGUUUCUCACAUGGGUGCUUUGUAGUCAUUUCUACACACAUUCGUGAAAUAGGACAAGAAGUCUUUCAAGCUCAUAAUCAUAAGGAUAAUCUAAGCAGCAUUGCUAUAUCACAGUCAUUAAACAAAGCUGCAUCAUGUGGAGACAAUUGCAUCAAAAUCCAUGAUUUGACAGAUAUGAGAGAAAUGUAUGCCAUAAUAAACUUGGAUGAUGAAAACAAAGGUGUAGAUCAGAUGGCUUGGACAGAUGAUGGACAGCUGUUGGCAGUAUCUACGCGAAAAGGAUCCCUCCAUGUUUUCCUGACAAAGCUUCCAAUCCUUGGAGACGCUUGCAGUACACGGAUUGCAUACCUCACUUCUCUUCUUGAAGUCACCAUAGCAAAUCAUGUGGAAAGUGAGCUGCCAGUCACAGUCUCUGUUGAAGUAGAGCCCAGUUUUGUCGCUAUUGGUGUUUAUCAUUUGGCUGUAGGAAUGAACAAUCGGGCUUGGUUUUAUGCACUUGGAGAGAAUAAUGUAAAAAAGCUUAAAGAUGUGGAGUACCUGGGGACAGUAGCAAGUAUGCGCCUUAAUUCCGAUUAUGCUGCUGCUCUUUUUGAGGGUAAAGUCCAGUUGCAUAUGAUAGAAAGUGAGGGUUUGGGUGCUCAGGAAGAACGAGAAACUCGACUUUUCCCAGCAGAUGAUGACAAAUACAGAAUUUUGUGCCAUGCUUUAACUAGUGACUUCCUCAUAUAUGGUACAGAUACUGGAGUUAUUCAUUAUUUCUACAUUGAAGACUGGCAAUAUGUGAAUGAAUAUCGGCAUCCUGUCAGUGUGAGAAAGGUUUUUCCAGAUCCCAGUGGAACCAGAAUGGCUUUCAUAGAUGACAAAAGUGAUGGCUUUGUCUAUUGUCCAGUAAAUGAUAGAGUAUAUGAGAUUCCAGACUUCUCACCAACCAUUAAAGGAAUCCUGUGGGAAAACUGGCCAAUGGAUAAAGGUGUUUUUGUUGCUUUUGACGAUGAUAAAGUAUACACUUACGUUUUUCAUAAGGAUACCAUUCAAGGAUCAAGGAUUAUUUUGGCAGGUGGCACGGAAGUCCCCUAUUCCCAUAAACCUUUGUUGUUGUAUAAUGGAGAAUUAACUUGUCAGACUCAGAGUGGGAAAACAAACAGUAUCUAUUUAAGUACUCAUGGUUUCCUUGGCAAUUUGAAAGACUUUGGACCUGAUAUGCUGAGAAAAAUGCUUACUCAGACUCUAAUGUUGAAAAGGUUUUCUGAAGCAUGGGAGAUUUGCACACUUCUGAAUGACCAGUCUUGUUGGAAUGAGCUGGGCAAAGCUUGCUUACAUCAUAUGGAGGUGGAUUUUGCAAUACGUGUUUAUCGAACAUCUGGUAAUGCUGGGAUGGUGAUGUCACUAGAGCAAGUAAAGGGAAUAGAAGACCACAACCUUUUAGCAGGACAUCUUGCAAUGUUUACUAGUGAUUUUAAUCUGGCUCAGGAUUUGUAUCUGGCAUCCUCCUGUCCUGUUGCUGCUCUUGAGAUGCGAAAAGACUUGCAGCACUGGGACAAAGCACUUCAGCUGGCUAAACGUCUGGCCCCAGACCAAAUCCCUUUCAUAUCAAAGGAAUAUGCAGUGCAGCUUGAAUUCAUGGGUGAUUAUGUUAAUGCUCUGGCACAUUAUGAGAAGGGAAUCACUGGAAACAAUGAGUACCAAGAACAUGAUGAAAUUUGCCUUGCUGGCGUAGCUCAGAUGUCCAUUCGGAUGGGAGAUGUCCGUCGAGGGGUAAACCAGGCCCUCAAACAUCCCAGUAGGUUACUAAAAAGAGACUGUGGAGCUAUCCUGGAGAAUAUGAAGCAAUUUUCAGAAGCUGCUCAACUGUAUGAAAAGGGACAAUAUUAUGACAAGGCAGCAUCAGUGUACAUCCGGUGUAAAAACUGGGCAAAGGUUGGUGAACUUCUUUCUCAGGUUUCAUCUCCAAAGAUUCACCUACAAUAUGCAAAGGCCAAAGAAGCAGAUGGCAGGUACAUGGAAGCUGUGAUAGCUUAUGAACAUGCAAAACAAUGGGAUAGUGUAAUUCGACUAUAUUUGGAUCACCUAAAUAAUCCUGAAAAGGCUGUUAAUAUUGUGAGAGAAACACAGUCUCUUGAAGGAGCAAAGAUGGUGGCCAGAUUCUUUCUGCAGCUUGGUGACUAUGGUUCUGCCAUCCAGUUCCUGGUUAUGUCUAAGUGUAAUAAUGAAGCUUUCACAUUAGCUCAACAACACGAUAAGAUGGAGAUUUAUGCUGAUAUCAUCAGUUCUGAAAGUACUACCAAUGAAGAUUAUCAGAGCAUUGCACUGUAUUUUGAAGCAGAAAAGAAACAUUUUCAGGCGGGGAAAUUUUUCUUACUGUGUGGUCAAUAUGGACGGGCAUUAAGGCACUUCUUGCAAAGUCCAAGCACAGAAGAUAACUUGGCUAUGGAAAUGGCAAUUGAAACAGUGGGACGGGCAAAAGAUGAAGUCCUAACAAAUCAGCUGAUUGACUAUCUUAUGGGAGAGGGGGAUGGCAUGCCCCAGGAUGCCAAGUACCUGUUCCGCUUGUACAUGGCCCUAAAGCAGUACCGAGAUGCUGCCAGAACUGCCAUAAUAAUUGCCAGGGAGGAGCAGUGUGCAGGAAACUAUCGAAAUGCACGUGAUGUUCUUUUCAGUAUGUAUUCAGAGUUAAAGACCCAGAAGAUUAAAAUUUCUUCUGAAAUGGCUACAAACCUUAUGAUUCUACACAGCUAUAUUUUAGUGAAGAUUCACGUGAAACGUGGUGAUCACAUGAAGGGAGCACGGAUGCUUAUACGUGUAGCCAACAACAUCAGCAAGUUCCCAUCACAUAUUGUGCCAAUCUUGACUUCAGCUGUGAUUGAGUGUCACCGAGCAGGAUUGAAAAACUCAGCCUUCAGUUUUGCUGCUAUGUUGAUGAGACCUGAGUAUCGGUGUAAAAUAGAUCCAAAGUACAAAAAGAAAAUUGAAACAAUGGUCAGACGUCGGGACACAACUGAGACAGAAGAGCCAACAACAGCCUGCCCCUACUGUGCUUUCCAGCUCCCAGAGUGUGAACUUCUGUGUCCCAGCUGUAAAAACAACCUUCCAUACUGCAUUGCAACUGGUCGGCACAUGGUACGCAAUGACUGGACGGUUUGCCCACACUGUGACUUUCCUGCCCUCUACUCAGAAUUCAAAAGCGUGUUACAGACUGAAAAUGUGUGUCCCAUGUGUUCUGAAAGGAUUAAUAUUGUUGAUCUAAAGAAAAUAAAUGACUGCACAGAGUACCUCAAACUAGAAGAUGAGGAACAAUGAAUUCAGAACUGCUUAUAUUUGCUGGCAAGCAAGGAAAGUUCUUCACUACAUCACACAUCUCUGCCCCAGAAAGGCCUAAUAACAGCCAUGUCACUUAUAUUUUGUCAUAUCUGUAACUAUUUAGCUUUUGAUAAAUUUUAUACUUUAGUUUAUUGUAGUAAUAAAAUUGGUAAUUAUUACAAACAAAACCUGCAUUUUAUCUGCACCAAAGAAAAUCAAGGGGCCAUGUUUGUAAUGUGAAUGGCAGGAAGAAAAACCACCUCCCCACUUUUCUCUUUUUCAGUAUUGGUUCUGAACUGUUAUGAAUAUUUUCAAUUAAACUUUUUUUUACUCUAAA